AUAAAGCGCUUACCACGGACGUCUCUAAGCGCUAUUGACUGAAAGCAUCGCCAGGAUGUUUCAUAACUGAGUUCAAAGACAGCUCAAUUCUACUGCUUCUCUGCCAGACCAUAAGACUCGCAGACAAACUUAGUCACAAACCAGUUGGUUAGGAUUAACACUUCGACGCAGACGAUGGCCACUUACCGCCUCCUCGUAUUUAUCACACUGUGCAGUGUUUCUGCACUUGCUCAGGAAUUCGUGUAUCCCAACGUCUUCAACGAUCCCGAGAGAGAUGCUUUCCUCUACGGGACGUUCCCCGACGACUUCGCCUGGAGUUCGGCAACCUCGUCAUACCAGAUUGAAGGGGCGUGGGAUGGUGAAGGCAAGGGGGAAAGCAUCUGGGAUACUUUUACCCAUGAAGGGGGACACGUUUACAACAACGAUACCGGUGAUGUUGCUUGUGACAGCUACAAUAAGUAUGGUGAAGAUGUAGCCUUGAUGAAGGCCAUGGGACUGAAGUAUUACCGAUUUUCCAUCGCUUGGGCACGGAUCCUGCCAGACGGCACCAUCGACAACAUCAACGAGCCCGGCAUCACGUAUUACAACAACGUGAUCGACGAACUCACGGAGGCCGGCAUCGCUCCCAUGGUCACCCUCUACCACUGGGACUUGCCACAGGCUCUCCAGGAUGUCGGAGGCUGGGACAACGAAACCAUAGUCCAACAUUUCAAUGACUAUGCGGACCUUUGCUUCAAGAGGUUCGGCAACCGGGUCAAGUUCUGGAUAACAUUCAACGAGCCAUGGAUUGUAUCUCUCUUGGGUUAUGGUACCGGUGCGUUCGCCCCUGGUAUCGCUGAGAUCGGCACUACAGUUUACAGGACUACCCAUAACAUCAUCAAGUCACACGCCUGGGCGUAUCACACCUACAAUGAUACAUACAGAGCUACACAGAUGGGACAAGUUGGCAUCACUCUGAAUUCCGACUUUGUUGAACCUUGGGACAGGACCAAUGCAUCCAGUGUCGAAGCCCAUGAUCGGCAGCUUAACUUCAAUCUUGGCUGGUUCGCCCAUGCUAUCUACAAAAAUGGAGACUAUCCCGAGGUCAUGAAGUCAAAGAUCGCAGCCAAGAGCACCGCUCAGGGUUUCAACCAGUCCCGGUUGCCCGAGUUCACUGAUGAAGAGAAGACCAUGAUCAAAGGCACCGGUGAUUUCUUUGGGCUGAACCACUACACGUCCAACUACGCCAUCGCAGUACCGGAGUACCUUGCGAACCCGCCAAGUUAUUGGACAGACUCCGAUGUCGGGUCAUGGCAAGAUGAAGCCUGGCCCGGGUCCGGCUCUGAAUGGCUGAAAAUAGUCCCAUGGGGCAUCCGUCGCUUGGUGAAAUGGGUCCACGACGAAUACCGCGUGCCCAUCUACGUCACAGAAAACGGGGUCUCGACCCACGAUGUCUACGAGUUAGACGAUAAAAUAAGACAGGAUUACUACCGAGCCUACAUCAAUGAGCUCCUGAAAGCUGUUGUAUUGGAUGGGUCUGACGUAAGAGGUUAUACUGCGUGGUCGCUACUUGACAACUUCGAGUGGGGCGCCGGCUACAGUGAGCGUUUUGGCAUGCACUACGUAAACUUCUCCGACCCCGCUCGUCCAAGAGAGGCCAAGACGUCGGCUACCAUGUAUGCCGAGAUAAUUUCCAACAAUGGAUUUCUUCCGGAGAACCUGAUUACGUCUCCGAGUCCGACGACGUCAGGAGCCACCUCGACUACGAAUGGGUCGAUCAUUGCCGUGAUCAUCGUCGCCGCCGUUUUCGUUAGCGCUUUCGAUAUGCUCACCAAAACAACAAAGAUUCAACGCCUUUGUCUGGACAAAUCUUCUAGAGGGUUGUCCUUCAGAUUUACCAAGGGCAUCGCUCAAAUGCACAGAAAAAAAACGUUAGUUGAAACCAAAAUGAAAAUGUUAAUCACUCUUGUGUCGUUGAUCGUCUUCGUCAACGUUGGCGACGUGCGCUCGGUCGACGAUCCUGAAUUUGUCUUCCCCGAUGUUUUCAACGAUCCUGAGAGAGAUGCUUUCCUCUACGGGACGUUCCCCGACGACUUCGCCUGGAGUUCUGCGACGUCGUCCUACCAGAUCGAGGGAGGUUGGAACGCAGAUGGAAAGGGAGAGAGUAUUUGGGAUACUUUUACGCAUGAAGGUGGUCACGUGCAGAACAAUGAUACGGGGGAUGUUGCCUGCGACAGCUACAACAAAUACCAAGAUGACAUCGACACCAUGAAAGACAUGGGCCUCAACGCUUACCGUUUCUCCAUAUCCUGGCCCCGGGUUCUCCCCGACGGCACCAUCGACAACAUCAACGAAGCCGGCAUCAAGUAUUACAGCGACGUCAUCGACGCCCUAAUCUUAGCUGAAAUCACCCCCAUGGUCACCCUGUAUCACUGGGACCUACCACAGGCUCUCAUGGACGACGGGGGCUGGGAUAACGAGACUAUCAUCGAUCCCUUCAAUGACUACGCCAACCUUUGCUUUGAGAGGUUCGGCAACCGCGUCAAACUGUGGAUCACGUUUAAUGAGCCAUGGGUGGUGACGUUGCUAGGAUACGGUACUGGAGAACACGCCCCUGGCAUCGAAGAGAUAGGAACCACGGUCUAUACAACCAGUCACAAUAUCAUCAAGGCGCAUGCCAAGGCCUGGCAUACAUACGAUGAUAAUUGGAGACAAAGUCAAGCCGGACAAAUAGGAAUCACGUUGAAUUCCAACUUCGUCGAACCUAUCGACCGUGACGACGCAUCUAGCGUGGAAGCAGCUGAUCGUAGCCUGCAGUUCAACCUUGGCUGGUACGCUCAUCCUAUCUUCAUCAAUGGAGAUUAUCCCGAGGUCAUGAAGGACAGGAUUGGACAGAAGAGUAUGGCCCAAGGGUUCAACGAGUCCAGGCUGCCAGAGUUCACCGACGAGGAAAAGGCGUACAUCAAUGGCACGAGUGAUUUCUUCGGGUUGAACCACUACACGUCCAACUACGCCUGGGAUCUUGGAUUGAACUUGAACACUGACCCAAGCUAUUGGGCCGACUCUGAUGUGGGCAGCAUGCAGGAUGAUGCAUGGCCCACCUCGGCCUCGAGCUGGCUGCGGGUGGUGCCGUGGGGUAUCCGAAGACUCCUGGCGUGGAUCAAGAAGGAGUACGGUGACCUGCCCGUGUAUGUGACGGAGAAUGGUUACUCGGACGAAGAUGUACGUGAGCUUGAUGACGUCAUGAGACAAAAGUAUUACACAUCCUACAUCAAUGAAGUUCUUAAAGCCAUUGAGGUGGACGAAGUUGACGUGAAGGGAUACACGGCGUGGUCACUUCUCGACAACUUCGAAUGGGCAGAGGGCUACACUGAACGUUUCGGGAUGGUCUACAUCGACUUCAGCGACGAGGAUCGAAUUCGGGUACCCAAGAUCUCAACCGAAGUCUACGCUGAGAUCGUGGCCAAUCACGGCUUCAUAAAGGGCAUGACGACGAUGCCCACCACGAUGAUGACGACGGGAAUGGCGAAUGCCCCGAAGGCGCUCAGUGUGUUUUUGACAAGCUUUAUCACUCUUGGUGCAUACAUUCUUUUCCGUUAGGUACAGUACAAUAUGGUUGAGCAAGCUUUUUUUUAUCCUGAAGGGAGGAACAAAAGCGUCUGAUAAUUCGGACUCUAUAAAAAAAUCCUAGUGAAGGCAUUUGACCUAGUUAGCGCCUGCUUGCACCCAUUCUAUGAGCUUCUGUACAAAAGUCUAUAAUUUGUUCUUUAUUUUUUAGAGUCGGACAAGCGUGUUUUCUCCAAUCAAUAAACUGUAUUACAAGAUUUUGUUCAUGACCCCCAUCCCCUUCCACACAAAGAGAGAACGAGUUAAGAGGAAAAGAAUCGUUCAUGUUGCUAAUACGUAUAGUUACGAGUUUAGUUGGUUGCUUAAAUUAUUCAGUUUACGGUUAUGGAUUAGAAGAAGAAAUGAUCUUCCAUGAUAAUUUAAUUGCUGUUAGUUUCCCCUCCCCCCCCCCCCCGAGGGCCAGGAGCUCGAUUUUACAAAUUUAGGUGUAGGGCCUUCUUUUUUCUAAAAUGAUGAACAAAUCUUCCGAUUCAUCAGAAGCCCUAUUAUAGUUUUAGAACUGCAAGACCUCUGGAUUAACAAGUUAAUAAGUUUUUAAGAUUCGACACCCUCUAUAUUCCGGCAAUGAAUGUAGAAUUUUCAUUAAUGUCGAAACAUCAGCAGACGCCGUAUGGAUGACGAGUCGACCGUAAACAAUCCACCUACCUACGAUUGUUGAAGUAAAGGAGAUAAAAUCUAGGGGGUAGAUGAAGCUGAAGAAUCAUACUGAAAAUAAAAGAUUUGAUCUAAAAUAUAUUGGGAUACGUGACAACGUUUUCGUCCUAGUAUGCAAAAGUUAUGUAAGAGAAAUUUAACAUUUUAAAUUUUCAUUUUUUCAUUGUUUCAUCACAUCUGUUUAGUUUCUUUAUGCGCUUUGUAUUUGAACCAGUUUUUAGUUCAUAAAACUCAUUUUGCUUAUGACAGAACCUUACCCAAGACAAACUUGCUUACAGGUAUGCGUUCUCGAACAGCCUAUUGUUUAUAUUGUCCAUCUUAUUUAUCUGUAAAUUUCAAAGUGACAAAGACGAAUUGGUCUUUUUAAAAAUCAAUUAUUGAACGUGUACAUGAGCCAAUGACAUCAUAAUUAUAUCUCAUGAAGCGGGCUUCUCUUUAAUUUCAAUUUUUAAACACACUAUUUUAUAACUUUAUCUUAAAAAUUGGAUACUGCACAUUCAAGCCAAGCGUAUAUUGAAAGUUAGUUUAGCGUAACUAUCAUCUAGUAAUGUUACAGGUAUUUUCAGAACGUCUUUAUUUGCGGAUUUAGUUUACAGAAAAGCAAUUUUCGAAUGCUCGACUUAUCAAGUAUUAUUAUAACAAAAGACAUGAUGUAGAAAUCUAUUUUGAAAUCAGAAUGUAAACAAUUAUAAUGAUCAAAGAAUAUAAAUCCGGUAUCGAUUUUGUUCUCUAAUCAAAUAUGCGGAAUAUUAAUUGUAUUAAGUUCUAGU
Molecule: messenger RNA, 5030 nt
Organism: Strongylocentrotus purpuratus (purple sea urchin)
Lineage: Eukaryota; Metazoa; Echinodermata; Echinoidea; Camarodonta; Strongylocentrotidae
Product: lactase-phlorizin hydrolase
Exons: 9
Coding region: 175-3579 (1134 amino acids)
Biological process (GO): carbohydrate metabolic process
Molecular function (GO): beta-glucosidase activity
Source: RefSeq, a predicted model, not a curated record